AUGGGUAUUUCUUAUCUAUCUAUCUAUCUAUCUGUCUAUCUAUGUAUCUAUCUGUCUACAUUUUUAUCUAUCUAUCUAUCUAUCUAUCUAUCUAUCGAUAUGUCUCUAGCUUCUAUUUACCUUAAACAUUUCCUAUCUAUCUAUCUAUCUAUCUAUGUAAAAUACUUCAUAUCUAUCUAUUUAUCUAUCGAUCUACAUUUCUCAUCUAUCUAUCUAUCUAUCUAUGUAAAAUACUUCAUAUCUAUUUAUCUAUCGAUCUACAUUUCUCAUCUAUCUAUCUAUCUAUCUAUCUGUUUAUCUGCUUUAUCUGAACAUCUAAUUAAAUUAUUCUCUUCAUACCUAAUACAUAAUUUAUCUUUUGAUCUAAACAUCAAAAUAUUCUAUCUAUCUAUCUAUCUAUCAGUGUCUGUCUGUCUAUCCAUCUUAGGCAUUUCUUAUCUAUCUAUCUAUCUAUCUACCUAUCUAUCUAUCUGUGUGACUGUCUGUUUGACUGUCUGUCUAGGCAUUUCUUAUCUAUCUGACUAUUUUAAACAUUUCUUACAUAUCUGUCUGUCUAUCUUAAACACUAUCUAUCUAUCUAUCUAUCUACUUUUUUAUCUGUACAUCUAA
This is a messenger RNA of Acanthosepion pharaonis, 609 nucleotides long. The record is from the annotation of a GenBank genome assembly. Lineage: Eukaryota; Metazoa; Mollusca; Cephalopoda; Sepiida; Sepiidae.